UAGCGUGAAAUGCACUUAGUGAAUGUGAAAACUGUAAAAAGAAAAAAGAAAAAAAAUGAAGGGUGAAAACUGUAGCUCCGGAGAGGCCGCGGUCCACUCGUUUCCCGACCCAAACCCUCGCCUCCGCCGCACCAUGCCGCCGGCGGCGGCGCUGAUGAGCGACCUCGUAGAGGAUCUGUUCCUCCGCCUUUCGCCGGAGCUCGUCGAGGAGGUGUUUUUCCGCCUCCCGCCGGACGAGCCCGCCUGUCUCGUCCGUGCCUCCGCCGUCUGCAAGCCCUGGCGCCGCAUCCUCGCCGAUUCGGGCUUUCUCCGCCGCUACCGCAAGUUCCACGGAACGCCUCCCGUCCUGGGGCUCUUCCAACGGGGCGACUGGCUCUUCCAAAAGGGAUCCCGCUUCGUUCCCACCUCCGCCCUCUUCCCUGCCCAGCCUGACCAUCCCGAUUGCUUUGCCAUGGACUGCCGCCACGGCCGCGCCCUCUUCGCCCGCAUCUGGGACACCUCCGUCCUCAUGGUCUUGGACCCUGUGACGGGCCACCAGCGCCUCGUGACCUCCCCCUAUACUCACCCGGUCAGCUUCAGUGCGGCGGUGUUCUGCGCCGGCGCCGCACAAGGCUGCGACCACCAUGGUUGCCAAGCAGGGCACUUCCGUCUGGCCGUCGUGACCACCAAUGAUGUCCAAGAGGUCACAUCGGGCUGGCUCUACUCGUCGGAGACUCGCGUGUGGAGCCAGCUCACCUCUCUUCAUCACCCCAAUGUCAGAUUUAUCAAUUCAGCUGCGCCUAGCGUCCUUGUGGGUGAUGCACUCUACUUCAACUUGGGCGGCAUCAUCGAGUGCCAACUUGGUACAGUCUGCUUGUCAAUGUUGGAGAAGCCAAUCGAUGGCAAUGGGACUCUCAUGGCGACGCAAGACGGUCUGCUGGGAUUCGCUGCCGUGGUGGAUGCCGCAAAUCUAACCCUUUGGUCGAGGGAGGCCGGACCCAAGGGAGCCAUGGGAUGGGCAAAACUCAGGAUAAUUGAUCUUGAGGCGCUGCUCCCUGUUGGUGCCAUGUCCCUAACAUUGGAAUUCAGGAGGCGGGUACAUGCAUUGGUGACCAGUGGCAUCGCGGAGGGCACCCAAAUCAUUUUUGUGAUAACUCGUGAUGGUUCUUAUAUGGUUGAUCUCGAGUCAGGGCGAGUCAGGCCCGUGUCUUGUCUUUGCAGAAAAAUCUUUCCCUACAUGAGCUUCUACAUCCCAGCAAUGGAAGCAGCUUGUGCUGGCCAGGAGCAGUGAGCUGGUGUUUCCAGUGUUUGUCAAGCUCAAGUUAAUAGAGCAAGCUCUUGUGGAUCAAUGGGGAGGUGGUAGUGGUAGUAGUGAUGUUAGAUAUGGCACAAGUGCAGCUCUGGACCUGUAACUUUGUUAGGCUGGGUUAAGGACCAAUACUGCUGUUGUUAGUACUAUGUGGUGUAUGGAAAUUUGUUUAGGAAUUUGUGCAGGAACUUUGUUGAACAAGUUGCUGCUCCUUUGCUUGCAAUAACUUUCAGUCGUUAAUAA
Messenger RNA from Triticum dicoccoides, 1531 nucleotides. RefSeq lists its product as uncharacterized. NCBI's taxonomy places the organism in Eukaryota, Viridiplantae, Streptophyta, Magnoliopsida, Poales, Poaceae. The record is from RefSeq and is a predicted model, not a curated record. Bases 56 to 1270 code for a protein of 404 amino acids. The transcript has 2 exons. Gene Ontology annotation, molecular function: protein binding.